UUAUUUUAGAUCUGAGCUGGCGGGAAGAGUUGCUGGACCGAGAGAGCUGCUCUCUGUGUCUCUUUCUUUUUCAUUCCCUACUCCUCUCAGGCUGAAACUACAAUGCUGGGCUAACAGGGGUUAUAUACCUGCCAGGAAACCUAUAUGUACAUACUCCAGAAAGCCAUGAGGGAAACUAUGCCACAGACACCGAUAUUUUCCAGCAUGCUCGGGACAGGAUGUAGAGGACAGGUGCAACCAGACUCAGGCGAGAGGAAUGGCGAUCCUAUUUAUCAGGAUGGGAAUCUCAUUUCUGGAUCCCUGGAGGUCCUCAUCCAGCAUCUGGUUCCCACCAUGGAUUAUUAUCCAGAUAGGACAUACAUUUUCACCUUCCUUCUGAGCUCCCGUGUCUUCAUUCAUCCCCAUGAGCUCUUGGCUAAAGUUGGACACCUCUGCUUGAAGCAGAAGCAACAGCUGGAGACUGGAGUCGAAGCAGACAAGGGGAAGCUCAAGGCCUUUGCAGCGAAGAUAAUCCAGCUUCUGAAAGAAUGGACCGAAACAUUUCCGUAUGACUUCCAGGAUGAGAAAUCCAUGAAGGAGCUAAAGGAAAUUGCUCACCGGAUCACCCAGUGUGACGAGGAAAAUGGAACGGUCAAGAAGAUCAUCAGCCAGAUGACACAAGAUCUUCUGAUGGCUCUUGCUGCCCGCAAUCAGUACCAAGAGAUCCGAGAAAAGUUUCGCCAACCGGUGACCGACAAGGGUGCCAUCCUCAAAACUAAGCCACAGGCAUCCCAGAAGGACAUUCUGAGUGUGUGCUGUGACCCCCUGGUCCUUGCGCAGCAGCUAACACACAUCGAACUGGAGAGGGUAAGCAACAUUUAUCCAGAAGAUCUUAUGCAGAUAGUCAGUCACGUGGAUUCCCUGGAUAACCACAAGUGCCGAAGCGAUGUUACGAAGACUUACAAUCUUGAAGCCUACGACAAUUGGUUUAACUGCCUCAGUAUGUUGGUGGCGACAGAGAUUUGUAGGGUGGUGAAGAAAAAGCAGCGAACAAGAAUCGUGGAAUUUUUCAUUGAUGUGGCAAGAGAAUGCUUCAACAUUGGGAAUUUCAACUCCAUGAUGGCCAUUAUUUCUGGCAUGAAUUUGAGUCCUGUUGCCCGACUAAAGAAAACAUGGUCCAAAGUGAAAACAGCCAAAUUUGAUGUUUUAGAGCAUCACAUGGAUCCCUCGAGCAACUUUUGUAACUAUCGGACGGCUCUCCAAGGGGCGGCACAGAGAUCUCAGAUGGCGCACAGCAGCCGGGAGAAAAUUGUCAUCCCUGUUUUCAACCUAUUCAUUAAAGAUAUCUACUUCCUGCAUAAGAUACACACCAACCACUUGCCGAAUGGACAAAUCAACUUCAAGAAAUUCUGGGAAAUUUCAAGGCAAAUCCACGACUUCGUCACAUGGAAACAGGUGGAAUGUCCUUUCGAAAAGGACCGGAAGAUUCAGAGCUACCUACUCACUGCACCUAUUUACAGUGAAGAAGCUUUGUUUAUUGCCUCAUUUGAAAGCGAAGGUCCAGAAAACCACAUGGAGAAAGACAGCUGGAAGACUCUCAGGACAACCCUCCUCAACCGAGCCUGAGAAUUGGGACUUUUGGAUUUUAAAGCACACUCUACAAAACACUGUUUUGCUUUUUUUUUUUUUUUUUAAAUCCUAAAAGGCUUGGUUUGUGAAAGAAGGCCUCACUGGCUGGGGUCAGUUUUGUACAUAUAUAUAUAUAUAUAUAUAUGAUACCUUUUAUGAACGACUGAAAAAAAAAUGUGCUCGAUAGUAUUUCACGUCAACUUUAAGGCACUUAAUGAUGAUUUUUGGUCUUUUUUUUUUUUUUGAAAAAAGAAAAACUCCAAAUCAAGGGCAGGGCCCUGGUCUCAGAGAUGAAACGGACUGUGGGGAAGUAGAAUUCGUGGCGAUGUCAUCAAGAUCUUUAUUUUCGUGUGUGACGAUUUCUACCCAAUACUGUACAUGUACCCUCUUGCCAGGGAGUCGGUACUCUCUCAUUUUUUGAGAGGGGGUCUUGUGUGUGCCUGGGACUUCCUGGUGAAGAGCGGACACAUCGUGGCCUUGCGUGUGCCUGGCGCUUUCAUGGCGUGGAGCGAAUGCAUCGUGGUCUCGCGUGUGCCUGGCGCUUUCGCGGUGAGGAGCAUCUCGAAAACACUGACCCGAAGAGCAACCGAGUUGAUUCGAGAAUGACCCCCAGGUUAACUACGAAACUUAAAAGCACGGAGCGUUUGGUCAAACUACACACCUGUUUAAGGGAACUGAUAUUCCGAUAAGUGUGCUUCUUCUCGGCCACCAAGUUUCUAGCUAUACUUCACACUUUUUUUUUUCCCACCCUGGGUUGAAUCUGGUAAAGGAGUCACUUGGCUGGAGAAAUUUUAAAAAGGGUAAAUUUCUUUGUCUCGAGGCUGCCCUGGAUGAGUCAUUCGUUUGCUGCGAUAUAUUCCAUACUUGCAGAAUCAUCCCGAUUUUUUGUUUCUGUGCCGCUUUAUUUAUUAAUUUUCCUCCAGUGAUGAGGAAGGUGCUUUGCUUUCCUACUUAACACUACAGAUGUACAAUCCUUUGGGAAAUGUACAAAGCUGCUUCUUCCCCCAUUCCCCCAUCCUGUCCACCCGCCCCAUCCCAAAUUGUUACAUUGGCCAUUCCCACCUCCACAAGAAUUGUGAUUGCUUAGGAAGCUACAUUCAUGCGUGCACACGGCUGCAUAGAUUUCCUCCCUCCCACACCACCAGGGUUGGUAACCACUUACCUUCACUACUGGUUUGCAAAUGUGAGCAUGUGUGCAUGCGCGCUCACUUCGCUCAUCCAUGCUAACUCUGCACAUGGACAGAACCUUCCGCGCAGGCGUAGAGCAUCAAAAAUGGGACAUGAUUAUGUCUGGGUGAGUGGGCGGAGCCUCCCACAGCUGCCGCUAUCGGUUUGCCCGAACCGGAUAGAACCGGCUGGAUACUACCACUGCACACCACCAUCCCCAGUGAAGUGGAAAGGAUCACCUAGAAACAUACUCUGGUAUGCUUUAAAGAAAAUGGUUUAAAGAAAAUUGUAUGGUGAUCACGGACAAGUGAUAGAAGCCACAUCUGCACUGCCACACACAUAACAAAGGGCAGAGUUUCAAUCGCGCCAUCAUGGAUGCCACCUCGACUUAUCUUACCCUAGCUUGGGGAGUCCCUGUGGGAAAUUUGGGCAAAGAGGCAGCUGCCGUUCUGUCUCCUUCCCCACUUCAGGGUAACGAGCUGGCCUUCAGCCAAUGGAUUCAUGGCUCUUAUCAGUCCUGGCAGAGAAAUCGCAGCUGCUUGCCAAAGUUCAAACAAAUGACUCACAGAGUAAGACUUCAGCUCUCUUUGAAAUGGUUCAGCUAAACUUUUGCUCCCCGUGGAGUGCGAGUAGUCCCAAAGCUCCUUAUAUAUCCUUCCCUUUGAUGACGCCGCCUCUCUAAUCUUCUGAAGCACGGGUUAAUCCAAGCUUGAUUAUUAUUAUUAUCAGCUGCGUCUGAAGGCGUAGCCUGAGGUAGGGAGGAAUCAGGGGUUGACGGCAUCAUUACGUCCUCUGACUGGCCUGGUUCUGGCUCCUGGAGCCGGGCCAAAGGCAUCAGUGCUCCCAAGGUAAGCCUUACCGGCCCUUCCCCCUUACUCUCGGAGUCACUUUCAGGCAUGGGGCCAGGAACGGGGGCUGAAGUCACAACAGCUGCUUUAAAAGGCUUAGAAGUUCCAAAGCAGCUUCUUCAAAGGUUCUCCACAGCCCUACUUUAAACAGCCAACAAAAUCAAUUAAUUCUUGCCCAGAAUAUAUCCCUAAAGACAAAGGUGUUGCGUUAGUGGCUUGUCCAACGAACUGUGUAGGGAAAAAAAAAUGAUGUGGAAAAGUGUGGUACAGGAAGACCAAGUUAAAUCUUUCUUCUCCUCAGAUGUCAGGGCUUUCCGUUGACUCUUGAGUUGCUAAAAUGAGGCAACUUAAAGAAGCACACAAAAAGGAACAUUUCUCGUCUCCUGCUCCUUUUGCGGAUACCGCAGCCCCAAGAAAGGGGCCCUUUCAUGAAGGAUCAGAGGAGGCCUUCAUGAACAUGUGGGCAGGCCAUGAUGGCGUGAAGGAAACGGCAAACUUCUUUGAAAAAGAAGAUUGGGAAAAAAAAAAGAGAAAAGAUCCAAUUCUGAGGAAGCUCUGCUGGCAGGGCAAAAAGUAGGGAGCAAACAAUUUUUAAUCUCUCUUUUCUCAAGAUUUAAAAAAAAAAAUACAGAUUUUUUUUCCCCCCUUACAAGCAUUUGGUGUGAUACACCAUCUUAGAGAAAUGUUUUUUGCUGAUCUUGGAUGGGAGUAGAAAAUUCCAGGGCUGGAAGCUAGACGGAGCUUCAAAAUUGCCCCCAAAGUAGCAGUUCACAUCUAUGUAUUUUUAGUAAGAAAGUUGCUUGUAUGUGGUUGACACGGAGAGAAUCCAAGGAAGUCUCAGCAGACUCCUCGAAUCAACUCUCAGCAUGGCUUUUAGACCGGGACUGCAAACCUACAAAGGAUGGUUAGGGGGUGGCCAUGAGUUUACAACAACCCCUUUGCUGCCAUCUGGUGGCCGACUCCAUUUUUUGCAGCUCAGAUGUGACUGCCCCCAUAUUUGAUCAACCCGAAUUUAGAGGCUGGCAGAGCAGGGAUGGAGAGUAAUGUGCCUGUAAAAGUUUUUAUCCCGACUUUGGAAAGGAAAUCAAAGCUAACCCACCCAAACACACCUUGUAAACUCCAGGAAUGCUCUCCGAAGGACCAAAGAUUGCAGCUUGAAUUAGCUUGUGGUAGGAACGCAAGCCAACUUAAUUGUAAUGGGGAGCAUCCAAACGCAUCAUCUUCCACCCAAUUUAUCCUAGAUUAAGAUUCCCUGUUGCAUUUCCCCAUUGCAUUGCGACACAAAGAGACUUUUAGCAACCAGGAAUGCAGUAUUGGUGCCCUCGUCGCCACACAAGGAUUCUUCUCCUUCCUGUCUCUGGCCUUAAUCGUUGUUGUAGCAGCCUAGCUGCCCCCUCUCACAGCAGAAAUUAGUGCCUUACAUGGUACUGAAAUUGUUUAGCGUACCUUUUAGCGUCAGAAAACAAGCAAAUUAAAACUAGGGAUGUCUGGAAAAACCAGCUAAUGCUUUGUAAAUAACCUGGAGGAUAUCUCUGACGAAAUCAGCGUCUACCUUUCUCUGGAUUAAUAAUGGUGCAGCAGAAAUUAUUUUUGUUAACAAAAGACCAUAGGCGAAUCGCUCAAUUUUUUUUAUUUAUUUAUUUUUGGUUUUGUUUUGUAUCCCCCUUAAGAAAGUUUUACCAACGUUAAGAACUCUUUCAUUUGCAUUGGAAUUUUGUUCAUCAGGGAUUAUAAAACUUGAAGGAAUCGUAAUCUUGAGCAACUGGCGUUGGGGUAUUGACUAUUAUAACCUUGCCCAUAAAUACAAACAUUUGUUUUCGUGGAUUUCCCUAAAUCUACCAUAAGAGCUUGCAAGAGAUGCUGGAUUUUAUAAAGAGGACUUUUUUUUGGUCCGCGAAAAAAUAAAAUAAAAGAAUUGACAGCAUCUUCUCUUUUGUCUUGGCUCCCAGCUAAUUAUACAGAUAAGUGUUAUCUGUAUAACCCAGUGUUGGCGAACCUUUUCGGCACCAAGUGCCAAAACGGGAGCGCGCACGUGGGUGCGUACCAGAAACCGGGAAAGCAGCCAGCCACAUUCGCGCACCGGGCGGCUAAUCUUCCGGUUUCCGGUGCAUGCACGGGCACCAUCCAGCUGAUCUUUCGGUUCCUGGCAUGCAUGCGUGUGUGAAAACCAACUGGCCGGUGUGCAUGCGCAUGCCAGAAACUGGAAGAGCAGAUACCCAGUGCGCAUGCCCGCGCCGGGAAGAUAAUCUUCCGGUUUCCGUCGUGCGCAUGUGCACCGGCCAGAUGGUCUUCACCGAAAGACUUCAACCAGACGACCAGGUGGGCAGUGCACAUGUGCGUGCCAGAAACCAGUAGAGCGGUCACCCGGCGCACACAUGUGCAGCAGGCGGCUGCUCUUCCGGUUUAUGGGGCACCUGUAUACAUGAAGACCAGCUGAAUGGUGCGCCGGAACCCGGAAGAGCAAAGGGCGAUGGCUCAUGUGCUGGGAGAGAUGGUUCUGCGUGUCACUUCCGGCACACAUGCCAUAGGUUCGCCAUCACAGGUAUAACUCAAUGCAGUAACUCUACAUUAAGAGUUAAAACCAUGAUAAAGCUUGAUAGAUCGGGAGAACUUUAAGAAGAAACGAAAAACAUGAAAGUUGCCACCUUGUUAGAGUCUCAAUAGGCCAAUUGCUCACUGAAUAUAUAUUCAUAUUUUAAAAAAUCUCGCUAUCGAUUCAAUUCAUAAUUGUCCUGGCUGGAUUGUUCACUAGAAUUGACUUUCUUCGCUCUUGCUGAAUUCUUGGAUCCUGUUACGGAAUUGAGACCACAUAUUUUUUUAAAAGUUAUCUCCCAUCUUCUAUUUCCAUUAGAGCCAAGUUUUAAAUGUGUGUGUGUGAGUGUGUGUGUAUGUAAGUGUAUAUAUUUCACUGCCUCCUGUUAAUUUAUUCUGUUCUAAACGUGUUUUCUGAUCAUCGCGAAUCUAAUUUCUUGCUUCCUGGGUUUUAAAAUUGCAUUAGUUUCAGCGGGAGAAAAAAACCCCAGAAAUGGACAUUCAGCCUGUGCAAAUAAAUGCUUUGAAUGUCAGAAGGUGUGAAUAGAGGUGAUCCUUGACUUACAAUGAUUCAUUUAGUGACCAAUCAAAUUUACCCUGGAAAAAAUGACUUAUGGCCAUUUUUCACACUUAUGACCAUUGCAACGUCCCCCCACCCCCUCGAUCACGCAAUCAAAAUUCAGAUGCCUGGCAACUGACUCAUAUUUGUGACGGUUGCAGUGUACCCGGAGUCAUGUGAUCCAUUUUUACGACCAUCUGACAAGCAAAGUCAAUGGGGAAGCCAGAUUUGCUUAACAACUGUGUUACUGACUUCGCUGCAGUGAUUCGACUCAACAACUGUGGCAAGAAAGGUUGUAAAAUGGGACAGAACUCACUUAUCAAAUGUCUCACUUAGCAACAGAAAAUUUGGGGCCCAGUUGUGGUCAUAAGUCGAGGAUUACCUGUAUUGCAGCUACUAUAACCUUUUAAGGCACCCAUGUACUUUCCUAAGAGAAAAUGCGGCUGCGUUAAAAAGUUUGCAGAAAUAUUGCUAUGUUCUCACCUUUGGCUUCGAAAUCUGAUUAGUUUGAGGGGGUCUAUUAUCCAUUAGCAGGGACGUGGUGGUUCAGGGGCUAGGACGCUGAGCUUGUCGAUCGAAAGGUCGGCAGUUCAGCGGUUCGAAUCCCUAGUGCUGCCGUGUAACGGGGUGAGCUCCCGUUACUUGUCCCAGCUUCUGCCAACCUAGCAGUUCGAAAGCACGUAAAAAAUGCAAGUAGAAAAAAUAGGGACCCCCUUUGGUGGGAAGGUAACAGCGUUUCGUGCGCCUUUGGCGUUGAGUCAUGCCGGCCAUAUGACCACGGAGACGUCUUCGGACAGCGCUGGCUCUUCAGCUUUGAAACGGAAAUGAGCACCACCCCCUAGAGUCGGGAACGACUAGCACGUAUGUGCGAGGGGAACUUAUUAUCCAUAAAUGCAAGCUAAUUAUUUGAUUUUUCUAAGUUAAAACAUGAUUGGCUAUUUUGUAGCUCAGCUGUUGUCAGAAAAUAAAAAAGCCACUGCAUAAGGCUGUAAAAGGCUUAAAAAUUGGAUACAAGUUGAAAAGCAGUUUGGCCAAGUCAGAGAAAGAGAUGAUACCGUCCCCACGGGCUACAAUAAAAAAAAAUGUGGAAAAAAACCAAAGCCAGUUCUUUUUAAAAUAUAUAUUAAUUCUAAAACACAUGUCUACAUCACCAGAAUUCAAUUAGCUCAUUGUUACUCUCCAACUUCCUUCUCAUUAAAAUUUUUAAAAAGAUGAGAAACCCUUUUUAAUUUAUUCAAUAAUGGUUUACCAAUUUUACAUUUACGAGUUCCAAACGGAGGGCCAUUAAAAUGCUAUGAAAUCUGUGCAUAUGUACAUGGUGUAUGCACCAUAAAUAAAUAUUCCAUUCUUUUGAUUAAUACAUUAGAACAUCCCUCUAUCCGACUCAAAAAUAAAAAAAAUAAAAUAUUUUGCCAAAAGCAUUUUGCUACUUGCGUUCAGAUUGUUCAGGGCAGAUAGAGAAAGCAAUGAAAGAAACAAUAACAUUGAUUUACGCCGAUCAAAACAAACGUAUAUGAAUUUAUAGAACAAAAGAACCCCAGGAAGGCAGACAGAAUUAAUGGCUCGGUUUAUUGGUUGAGCUGCUGCUAUUCCCCCACCCCACCUCACCCCGAUCCUGAAGUAUUGAUUUUUGAUCCCAGUGGGAGGAAAAAAAAUAUUUGUACUGUAUUAUUUCAAUGAGGGUUUUUUUUUCUUUUUCUUUUUUGCACUUUGAGGGGGUCUUUUACUUAAAAACAUUGUCAAAUCCUACGAAAGGGAUUGUAUAUUUCAGGGGUCUCCAACCUUAGUAACUUUAAGGUUUGUGGACUUCAAUCCCAGAGUUGAAGCAAAGCUGGCUGAGGAACUCUGGGAGUUGAAGUCCACAAGCCUUAAAGAUACUAAGGUUGGAGACUCUUGAUAUAUUUAGCUUUGUGAUGUAUUUGAAAUUUACAACAGGAUGUUUCAAAUGUCAUAUAUGAGAAACACAGUUCUGGAACUCAUGAUGUGUAGGCAUAUUUAAAAAUAAAACCUAACAAAGCUUUGUUAUGAAUGUGCACUCCAGUGGUUAUCCGAGCUGGUUCCAGUAUAUCCUUGAAAAAAAAAACGUGAUUCCCACACAAAUUCUCAAAUUAUAUUCAUCCCCACUCCCCCUUACGCUUUGGUUUGAAUCAUCCCUUCAAAGACAUCUGUAUUUUGUUAUUGGGAACUGAAUUGCUACAUAUAAAAAGCUGUACCAUAAAGCAGGAUAUUCCGUGUUUGAGUUUGCUGUGCUUGCAUUAAUAAAAUCAAAAUGGCUUCAACCAGG
This is a messenger RNA of Ahaetulla prasina, 8998 nucleotides long. It is a transcript of the gene RASGEF1A, whose product is annotated as RasGEF domain family member 1A. Bases 145 to 1605 code for a protein of 486 amino acids. The record is from RefSeq and is a predicted model, not a curated record. Lineage: Eukaryota; Metazoa; Chordata; Lepidosauria; Squamata; Colubridae. Gene Ontology annotation, cellular component: plasma membrane. Gene Ontology annotation, molecular function: guanyl-nucleotide exchange factor activity. The transcript has 13 exons. Gene Ontology annotation, biological process: Ras protein signal transduction; positive regulation of GTPase activity.